Messenger RNA from Cicer arietinum (chickpea), 2977 nucleotides. Its product is annotated as nucleoside hydrolase 3-like. NCBI's taxonomy places the organism in Eukaryota, Viridiplantae, Streptophyta, Magnoliopsida, Fabales, Fabaceae. Gene Ontology annotation, molecular function: hydrolase activity, hydrolyzing N-glycosyl compounds. The record is from RefSeq and is a predicted model, not a curated record.
CUAUGCUGGAAUAUUUGUCGUUAGAGGAAUGAAUUAGGCAGUGAGAUGAGAUUAAAUAAAUAGGGCUCGAUCUUAUAAUCGAUGAGAUUGUGAAAACACAUUUUGAAGAAUAAUAAUAAUGUCGCUGCUUUGGAGGGUAGGUGGUGUAGUGGUGUUGCUGUUGUUUAUUAUAGGAGUUGAAAGCAAUCCUCGUCGAAUUGUUGUGGAUACAGAUGUUGAUACAGAUGAUUUAUUUGCUCUGCUUUAUCUUCUCAAACUCAACCAAUCCCAAUUUCGUUUGGAGGGAGUGACGAUAAGUGCAAAUGGGUGGACAAGUGGUGGACAUGGUGUGAACCAAAUAUAUGACUUACUAUACAUGAUGGGUAGAGAUGAUAUUGAUGUUGGAGUGGGAGGAGAGGGUGGAAUACUACCAAAUGGUACCAUACUCCCAAAUGUUGGUGGUUAUCUUCCAAUUAUUGAACAGUCUAUCACAACAACAGGAGAUUGCAGAUACAGACAAGCCAUUCCUCUAGGCCUUGGAGGACGCUUAGAUAUCGAUACUAACUAUGGUUUUAGGAAAGCUUUUCUACCACAGGGAAAAAGGCAAUAUACACCAUUAGAGCAACCAACGUCACAACAAGUGUUGAUUGAAAAAGUGUCUGCAGGUCCCAUAACUCUGUUUGUGAUUGGAGCACACACAAAUGUUGCAAUUUUCCUUAUGAAUAAUCCACACUUGAAGAAAAAUGUUGAACAUAUUUAUAUAAUGGGUGGAGGUGUAAGGUCAAGCAACCCAACUGGUUGUUGUCCCAAAAAUGCUUCAUCUUCAUGUGUACCUCGACAGUGUGGUGACCGUGGUAAUAUGUUUACAGAUUAUAAUACUAAUCCUUAUGCAGAAUUCAAUAUCUUUGGAGACCCUUUUGCAGCUUACCAGGUGAUUCACUCAGGAAUUCCAAUCACUCUUGUUCCUGUUGAUGCAACAAACACAAUCCCCAUCACUAAAGAAUUCUUUGAUGCAUUUGAAAACAAUCAAGAUACAUAUGAGGCACAAUACAGUUUCAAAUCCUUGAAAAUCUCUCGUGAUACUUGGUUUGACGACCAAUUCUAUACGAGUUAUUUUAUGUGGGACUCUUUCAUGACUGGUAUAGCCAUAUCAAUUAUGAGUAGACCCAAUAACCAAAAAGGAGAAAAUGAAUUUGCUGAAAUGAAGUAUAUGAACAUAACUGUAAUAACUUCAAAUGAACCAUAUGGGAUAUCUGAUGGGUCCAAUCCAUUAAUUAAUGGCCUAAAAGUUCCUAAGUUCAAUGUGCAAAAAGAUGGGGUACAUAGUGGUCAUAUUCAACAAGGACUCAGAGAUCCUCUUUGCUUUGUGAAGAAUGGGAAAGGCAAAUGUCAGGAUGGUUACACAAAAGAGGUAAGUGGUCCAGAUUCAGUGAGGGUACUUGUUGCCACAAAAGCAAAGCCUAACCAAGAUGUUGGAAGUUCACUAGACAGGGAAUUUUUCAUAAGCUUCUUAAAUGUUCUAAAGCAACCACAACAAACAGGGAGGUACAACUUCACCACACAAUUUCCCUACUACAGAGAAGUAACAUACAAGCCAGAUUUUCAUAAUAAAAUAUUGGGAAAACCUGUUGUGUUUGACAUGGACAUGAGUGCUGGAGAUUUUCUAGCUCUACUUUACCUCCUUAAAGUUCCUGUUCAAGUAAUCGACCUUAAGGCAAUCAUUGUGAGCCCAACUGGAUGGGCAAAUGCAGCAACAAUAGACAUAAUUUAUGACAUACUUCACAUGAUGGGUCGUGAUGACAUCCCAGUUGGUCUAGGAGAUGUUUUUGCCACGAAUCAAACAGAUCCAAUAUUCGGAGCUGUUGGAAAUUGCAAAUAUGUUAAAGCCAUUCCUCAUGGGAGUGGAGGGUACCUUGAUUCUGAUACUCUUUAUGGUCUUGCUCGUAAUCUGCCACGCAGUCCAAGAAGGUAUACAGGAGAAAACUCUGUUAAGUUUGGGGCCCCACGGGAUACAGAUCACCCUGAACUUAGACAAUCACUGGCUAUGGAAGUUUGGGAGUCAGUAUUGCAAACAUUGAAACCAGGAUCUAAUGUUACGGUAUUAACAAACGGACCCUUGACUAAUUUGGCAAAGGUUGUUUCUGUGAAAAACAUAAGCUCUAGAAUUCAAGAGGUUUAUGUAGUGGGGGGGAAUGCAGCAGACAAAAUAAAUGUGUUUUCAGUUCCUUCAAACCAAUAUGCAGAAUUCAACAUGUUUUUAGAUCCUUUAGCUGCCAAAACAGUGUUGGAAUCAGAAGUUGACAUCACACUCAUUCCACUGAGUACUCAACGCAGAGUGAGUGAAUUCACAACUAUUAUAGGUAGGUUGCGUGGCGCAAGAAAAACACCAGAGGGUUCGUUUUCCAAGCAUCUAUUGUCAAGGUUACACCGUUUGAAGCAAAUCCAUGACAGAUAUCACCAUAUGGACACAUUCCUGGGGGAAAUUCUAGGUGCAGUUGUCUUGACUGAUAGGUCUUCAAAUCUGAAGCCAAAGUUUGAGAUGAAGCCCAUUAAAGUCUUAGCUAGUGGCGUUGAAUCCACUGAUGGAGAAAUGGUGGUAGAUGAGAGAGAUGGAAAGUUAGUCAGAAUAUUAAGCAAUGUGGAGGCACAGGCUUAUUAUAAUUUGUAUGCAAACAAGCUUGGCGAUCACUAUCAGUCAGCUAAGGUAGGAAGCUUUAAAGAACAGAGGAGAAGGUGGAGACAUCCUCAUCAUGAUAAGCAUAGCGAAGAGAAAAGUGCUCAAAUCCAUGGUUAAGAAUGGCCACAGCCACCACAAGUCUCAGCUAUAAACUCAUUUUAUCAACAAUUUGAAUAAACAUUCUCUUUAAACAAUUAUUUUUGAAUUUGUCAACAUGAAUGAUAACAUUGUGAAUGUUUAUAAUUCUCAUGCGUAGAACUUUUGCUUUCAUCUAAUUAUUGUCUCUUUGUUUCCUGGUUUAUUUAUGUCCCUUUCCUUAAA